Molecule: messenger RNA, 754 nt
Organism: Stegodyphus dumicola
Lineage: Eukaryota; Metazoa; Arthropoda; Arachnida; Araneae; Eresidae
Product: small ribosomal subunit protein mS39
Biological process (GO): mitochondrial translation
Cellular component (GO): mitochondrion
Molecular function (GO): rRNA binding; ribosomal small subunit binding; protein binding
Source: RefSeq, a predicted model, not a curated record
AUGGUAAAACUUUUAAUGAUGCACAAAAAAUGGUUUCCCACAUCUGAAACAGUACUGUUAUCUGAGAUUGUAUAUAUUCUAUAUAAUGAUGUGAAAUUUUUUACUCUGUUGUUAGAUGUAUUGGUUUUUGAACAAAGUGACAGAGAAAAUAUUCUGAAUUUACUGACAGAAGCAGCUGCUAUAAUGAAGCAUGAAGACCAGAUUCAGACACAAUUGAUUGAAAUGAUUUGGCUAAUAGUAGAAAAAAUCAAUUCCAGAUCAGCAAAUAGGCGGAUAUUUUUUAACUGGUCUGGCAUUAUACUUGGAAAUAUUUUGAAAACAUUUUUGAAUGGAAAAGACUUUGAAAAAUCAUGGUUCAUUAUUAAACAGUUAAAAGAAGAGGAGCAGAAUAUUAUUGGCUAUUCCGAGAAAGACUGUUUGUUAAACUUCUGUGAGUUGUGCCUUGAAAUGAAAGAUUUUGAAAAAGCUAGUUUUUGUUUGAAAUAUGCUGUGAAAGGUAUCUCUCUCGAAUUUCAAGAUGAUUUCAAAAAAUUAGCUGAUAAAAUGUUUGAAUCAGAAAUGCUUGAUGCUAAAUACAGACCUUAUGUGGAUGAGAUACUUCAAAAAAAUGCAGGUGUAGAUGAAGACACAAGUAACAGCGACAGUACUACAAGUGAUGAGCACUCUAGUAGUGAUGAUGAUAGUGAUAACGAUAAUGGGGAAGAAGAUAAAACUUCAAAUGUGUAGACAAUUAAUAAACUUUUAUUUAUCUACA